GGGCAGGUUUCGGCUUUAACUCAGGAGGAGACUGGUCUAUCGGCUGAUCGGCUGGAAGAUGCCCUGCCUCGUCGCCACUCGUACCCGCCCAGAAAAGAGUCCCAACACGUUGGGAGGACGAGCGAUGGUAACAUGACAGGAGUGCCAUUGCGGUCGGUUAGCUUGAGGGUGUCUCGGAAGGGCAAGACGACUUUGGAAGUCGUGAGGGAGCACACCGCUAUGUUGCUCACGCCGGAGAAUCCACCACCUCCGGCUCAUCCCAAGCCGACUUGGAGAGCAAGUCUUAGGGCUGUCAUAACUUUCAGUUGGGUCAAUCUGUUACUCUUUGCCUCCCGGUCAGCUGGGCUUUCCAUUUUAUGACAAACGCCCACGCUUUCGUUGCCUUCAUAUUCGCGUUCUUUUCUAUUAUACCCCUUGCAAUGCUUUGGGAACUUGCAACAGAGGAGCUCGCCUUACGGGUCGGACGCGUUUUAGGAGGCUUGAUAACCGUCACUCUUGGCAAUGCUGUCGAGCUUAUUUUUGCCAUCAUCGCACUUGAACAAUGCAAACUCUCGAUUGUGCAAUCUUCCAUGGUAGGCUCCAUUCUUGGCAACAUCCUCCUAGUCCUCGGCAUGCGUUUUCUCUUGGGUGGAAUCCAUUACUCCGAACAAGAAUUCUUGGUUGUCCCGGCCCAGAUGAAUUCAUACUUGCUUGUCCUCAGUGUCAUCGCAGUGUUACUACCUGCUGCGUUCAACAUGGUGAUUACUAGUGACACUAAGGUGGACAGCAAUAUAAACGAUCCCGUCAUCCCCCAAAAGGAAGGGCAGGACAUUCUUCAGAUGAGUCACGGUGUGACCGUCAUUCUCUUGAUAAUUUAUGCAGGAAACCUGGUUUUUCAACUCUGGUCGCACGCCAACCUACUGAACGAAGCUACCGCCAAGCCCACCGAAUAUCCCAAAAACAUUAAUCUGAAAUACCAAUACCAGAAGAUGAUGGGAAAGAGGCCGCAGAAGACUGGACAGCGCUUCAGCAUGGAGUCAAGAAGUGUUGAGCGAGAUCCAGAGACGACAACUCUCUCAGAGGAGAGGAAUGAGCGACACUCGGGCGCGCGCCAGCCUAACCAGGAGGAACCUGCCAAGACACCUGGCGAAGUGGAGAGGGGUGAGAUUCUAUCCGAAGAAGAGGUAGAACAACCCGAGUAUCCUAAGAUGAACUUCCCCAGCUGUAUAAUGCUUCUAAUCGUUGUUACUGGACUCAUUGGUGUCACGGCUGAGUUCCUGGUGGAUUACAUCGACAACCUAACAGCCAGCGGCAAUGUUACCCAGGAAUGGAUUGGCCUGAUCAUCAUCCCGAUCCUUUCCAGUUCAGGAGAGCUCUUAACAUCAGUGACAAACGGGCGGAAGAAGGACAUCGAUUUCACCCUAGGAGUCGUAGUGGGGACUGGCGUACAAAUGGCUCUCUUUGUCAUCCCCUUCAUGGUCGUGCUCGGGUGGAUUAGGGGAAAGCCACUGACGAUGCUGUUCGAUCCGCUCGAAAGCGUGGUGCUGUUCCUCGCUGUGUUUCCCGUGCACUAUGUCGUCACCAAUGGUCGGAGUAAUUGGCUGGAGGGCAUGAUACUCAUCCACAUCUAUGCCAUUAUCGGUGUCGUCUUCUGGUUCUACGUGAGCAGAGCUCUCUCCCCACUGGGUAUGUCUACUAACAUGCAGCAUCCAGCCUGGCGCGGACACUUUCCCGGCUCUGGGCUUGACAUGCUCGUAAAUGCCGUAGACAAUUUUUCAGCUGUCUUCUUGAUGUGGGAUCCAGCGAAGUGGUCAGUUCCCCUGUCUUCAGAUCACUACCUUCCCGAGGCGAAUUACGUUUCCGUUUCCACUUGA
This is a messenger RNA of Dacryopinax primogenitus, 1853 nucleotides long. RefSeq lists its product as uncharacterized. NCBI's taxonomy places the organism in Eukaryota, Fungi, Basidiomycota, Dacrymycetes, Dacrymycetales, Dacrymycetaceae. Gene Ontology annotation, biological process: intracellular calcium ion homeostasis; calcium ion transmembrane transport. Gene Ontology annotation, cellular component: fungal-type vacuole membrane. Gene Ontology annotation, molecular function: calcium:proton antiporter activity. The transcript has 10 exons. The coding region runs from base 357 to 1853 and encodes 498 amino acids. The record is from RefSeq and is a predicted model, not a curated record.